CAUGACUCUUUCAGCAGCUACGUGGGGAUCUGUUUCAUCCGUCCAUUUUCACUAGCAGAUUUAUAGCUCCACGAGGAUGUUGCAACAGCUCACACAUCUGUAGACUCGUAUCCAAUUCAACUUUGAGAAGUAGCUUCUACAGAUAAUAGUUGCAUAAAUAUAUUAUCUGAGGUUGUGUCAAAGAUGGGUGGAAACUAUCCAGUCCAUGUCUUAAAAUUGCCAACUGCAUUUCCUCCAUCGUUGAUAUCCCUACCUGGGAAUUCGUCCAACGGCGUCCCUUAUCUUCCAUGUAGAUCUCAAAAAAGAAUCAACAGAAUAAGAGCUAUGUCAGCUGAUGUAGGGCCUGGAGAAACAUCAUCUACUUCGGAAGCAAAGGAUCCUCUGGCUCCUGUUUUAGACCUUCCUCUUGCUGUUUGGAGGCAAGCACUACGUCCAUUAAGUGAUUUUGGGUUUGGUCGGAGGAGCUUCUGGGAAGGUGGGGUUGGACUGCUUUUAGUAUCAGGUUCAGUUUUACUUGCUCUUUGUUUGGUCUGGUUGAGGGGUUUCCAAAUACGGUCCAAAUUCAGGAAGUACACAGCAGUUUUUGAGUUUGCUCAGGCGUGUGGUAUAUGCACUGGAACACCUGUAAGGAUCAGAGGCGCAACUGUUGGCAAUGUCAUUCGUGUUAAUCCUUCCUUAAAAUGUAUUGAAGCAAUCGCUGAGAUUGAAGAUGACAAAACAAUCAUACCACGAAAUUCGCUGGUUGAAGUUAACCAGUCAGGUCUUCUCAUGGAAACUCUGGUUGACAUUACUCCUCGGGACCCGAUUCCAGCACCUUCUGUUGGACCUCUUCACCCAGAAUGUCCCAAAGAAGGUCUCAUUGUGUGUGAUCGAGAAAGGAUCAAGGGAUACGAAGGAGUUAGUUUGGAUGCAUUGGUUGGGAUAUUCACUCGCCUUGGACGAGAUGUAGAGGAAAUCGGUAUUGCUAAGAGCUAUUCAUUGGCUGAAAGAGUUUCUUCUGUUAUUGAAGAAGCAAAACCCCUUCUUAUAAAGAUCAAAGCCAUGGCUGAUGAUGUUCAACCUUUGUUGGCUGAAGUUCAUGAGACCGGUCUGUUGAAGGAGGUCGAGAAUUUGACCCGAAGCCUUACGCAAGCCUCUGAAGAUUUGAGAAGGGUACAUUCAUCCAUCAUGACCCCUGAGAACACUGAACAUAUUCGCAAGUCUAUUUACACUCUCAUUUUUACCCUGAAGAACAUUGAGAAUAUUAGCUCUGAUAUAUUGGGUUUCACUGGUGACGAGGCUACAAGAAGGAAUUUAAAAUUACUCAUCAAGUCUCUGAGCAGGUUAUUGUAAGGUCCAAAUUAAAUAAAAUAGGAUACAUCAGGCAAUUACUUUCUUCGCAAUGCAUUAGAUCAAUGGUGACAUCGGAGUAUUUCAAAGUACUUUGUACUCCUUUCUGUAGCUGGUUCUAUGGUGCCACGACCCAAGAUUCUGACGUAGAAACACGUUUCAAUUAUUCUACUUAAAAUGUCCAAUUUCAUGGGAAUGCUCAUGAUCUUCGAGAAUCGCAGAUGUUAUUGAUUGAGGCAGCCGAGUUGACAAUGUUUGCUCCAUCUAGGAGACAUGAAGGCGAAUCUUAACGGCUUGCCUUUCCCCAGUUAAAUCAUUUGAGAGAGAUCACUGGCGUUCAGCAUCCAAGUGUUUCAUGAAUGCAAUUACAGUUGUUUGGAUCAAGAUAUUGAUCCGUGCAUGGUCAUUUACCGGAACCUGAGCAUUCGGAUUAAUGCUUGGAAGUUGAUUAUUGUUUGAAUUGUGUAAUUUCCCGUUGUUCCACCACCCGUAGCCACCCUUCUGCUUCUUAGUAUUUUUGUGAUAGUAUCUUAGUUGCUGUUUCCUGUUUGGCAGAUUCUUUGUAAUUAAAUGUUAUGGAAAGCAUCUUCAAUUCUUCAUCAUUGUUUGGUAAUCCCUGUUACAA
Messenger RNA from Neltuma alba, 1954 nucleotides. RefSeq names its product protein TRIGALACTOSYLDIACYLGLYCEROL 2, chloroplastic. Lineage: Eukaryota; Viridiplantae; Streptophyta; Magnoliopsida; Fabales; Fabaceae. The record is from RefSeq and is a predicted model, not a curated record. Gene Ontology annotation, cellular component: chloroplast inner membrane. Gene Ontology annotation, molecular function: phospholipid binding; lipid carrier activity. Bases 184 to 1332 code for a protein of 382 amino acids. The transcript is spliced from 6 exons.